UCCAUCAGAACAUUAAUAUAUCCUCAAGCAAAUCCUUGGGCAAAGCAACAACCGGACGAAACUUCUGCACAAGUUUGUCGCUGGGGCCUGACAAGUAAACGAUGAUGAGCUCUAAGAAAGAUUCAAGCAAGGAUGCCAAGCUUUCAAGCGUCUAUCGCCAAGCAAAGCCGGGCGCGCCAGUUGGGCCCGCAACUCCGGCGAAAACCACUCGCGCUAGUGGCAAGCGGAAGGCGCAGGAGCUCGAGAAUGCAACGCCAGCCCCAGAAGUUCUGGCUCGUAGCCAGGGCGAAGGCGCUGUUUCGCGAGCGGACCUGAGCCAGGACGAGCAGAAGCUACGCAAGUUUGACCUGACAACCAAGUUCGGGCCUUGCGCUGGCAUCAGCCGGUUAGAGAGGUGGGAGCGUGCCGCCAAGUUCGGACUGGGGCCCCCUGAGGAGGUGCGGGCUAUCAUCCUGGCCGCGGGAGGUGCGGGCAGCGCAGCGGACAAAGGGCUGUGGCACGAGCGCGUGUAGGGGACUUGCAGCAGGCAGUGGCUAUGAGGCGGCUGCGAGCUGACGGCAGGCGGGCAGGCAGGAUUGAAGCUUUAGGCUGUGUGACAGGCAGGUGCGGCGUUUGGUGAGUUCAUGUCUAUGUGUGUGAUACAGUUGCUGUGUGCGAGGUAUUGGUGUUUGCGGAGAUGGCUGUUUCCGCGGUGGGAACGAAGAGUAUGGGUCAUAUGAUGACGUGGGCAGGUGGAGAGUGAGUGAUUGCGCAGAGUUGUGCGCGACUGACGAAGGACCUAGCAGGUGGUGGAUGCGCGCGCGCGCGUAGAACCCAAGUUGAGGGUUGCAGGGGUUGACCGGUCUGGCAGGUUGAGGAGGUGUAGCGAUGGAUUCCAUGGCUUGAUGCUGCGUAGAUAGGCACGUGACGAUGGCCAGGGGAGGCCACGCCUGCGCGGGACCUGGGAGCGGCUUGGAAGAGUACAUUCGCAGGGCCGUGCAGGGCGCACAUAGACAUUUGUCGGUUCGUUGCAGGUGCAGGCUUCAUCUGCAUGUUGCGGCGAGGAGGACGCGAGGUUGAUGUCAUGUUGAAGCAGUUGGACAUUACUUGGGAGUUGGGCAUGCAGAGCAUUUUUUGGCGGCCGCAAGGGCUUAUACUGUUCGAACAAUGCCAAGAAAGGCCCAGGAAGGCCCAGGAAGUUGCAUGCAAGCUAUCAACAAUGCCUUGUUCGGGAGCACGGCGAAGCGGCUUAUUGAGGAAAAAAAUAGUAAAGGGGCGCUGCACUGGGGACUGGGGGGCAUGCCACGUUUCGUGUCCAUGCAGAUUUGCGCGCGAACUCCGCUGCCUUCCACUGAAGCCCAAGCUUACAAUAAUCUU
Chlamydomonas reinhardtii is the source of this 1356-nucleotide messenger RNA. RefSeq lists its product as uncharacterized. Lineage: Eukaryota; Viridiplantae; Chlorophyta; Chlorophyceae; Chlamydomonadales; Chlamydomonadaceae. Bases 105 to 512 code for a protein of 135 amino acids. The record is from RefSeq and is a predicted model, not a curated record. Gene Ontology annotation, molecular function: DNA-directed DNA polymerase activity. The transcript has 3 exons. Gene Ontology annotation, biological process: DNA synthesis involved in DNA repair; DNA-templated DNA replication. Gene Ontology annotation, cellular component: delta DNA polymerase complex.